GCCGAGGGGGGCUGAGGGAGGCGCCGGGUACGACAGGGUACGGUCCGAUCCGAUCCUCACAGCCGCCAUCGCCGCCCUCCUCACCGCCGACGGACAGACCGAGCGAGCGAGCGAGCGAGCGGGCGGGACAGCGGGCGGGAGAGCGAGCGAGCGACAGGGCAACGACGGGGGCACCGAGCCUCGCCGCUGGGGCCCGACGCCCGGUAAUUGCCAUUCCAGUUGACCAACCGGAAACCACACCCUAGUGGCCUGUGGAGCUCUCAUUGGAUAAGAGAUGCAGGAAAUAAAAACGAUGGCCUCGGGCAGCUCCAGCAGCGAGGAAGAGCGCAGCCUCCGAGAGUGCGAGCACUAUGUCCAGAAGCACAACAUCCAGGCACUCCUCAAGGACUGCAUCGUGCAGCUGUGCACCGCCCGGCCCGAGAGACCCAUGGCUUUCCUGCGGGAUAUCUUCGAGAGGCUGGAGAAGGAGGAGGCCAAACAGCUCCAGAACCUGCAGAAAGCAAGCUCCCGUUCAGAUUCUCGCGAGGAUGAAAUCUCUCCCCCGCCUCCCAUGAACCCAGUGGUCAAGGGCCGGAGGCGACGGGGCGCCAUCAGCGCCGAAGUGUACACGGAGGAGGAUGCCGCGUCCUACGUCAGAAAGGUGAUUCCAAAAGAUUACAAGACUAUGGCCGCUCUGGCUAAAGCAAUCGAGAAGAACGUACUGUUUGCCCACCUCGAUGACAACGAGAGAAGUGAUAUUUUUGAUGCCAUGUUCCCGGUCACCUAUAUCGCCGGAGAGACAGUAAUACAGCAAGGUGAUGAAGGAGAUAACUUCUACGUGGUUGAUCAAGGAGAAAUGGAUGUCUAUGUCAACAAUGAGUGGGCGACCAACGUCGGAGAAGGAGGGAGCUUUGGAGAGCUUGCUUUAAUUUAUGGAACACCCAGAGCGGCUACUGUCAAAGCAAAGACGAAUGUGAAGCUGUGGGGAAUUGAUAGAGACAGCUAUAGAAGAAUCCUUAUGGGAAGCACCCUGAGGAAGCGAAAGAUGUAUGAAGAAUUCCUGAGUAAAGUAUCUAUAUUAGAAUCACUGGACAAAUGGGAGCGUCUGACGGUAGCUGAUGCAUUAGAACCUGUUCAAUUUGAGGAUGGGCAGAAGAUUGUGGUGCAAGGAGAACCAGGAGAUGAGUUCUUCAUUAUCUUAGAGGGCUCGGCCGCCGUGCUCCAGCGCCGGUCGGAAAACGAAGAAUUCGUCGAAGUGGGACGGUUGGGGCCUUCGGAUUAUUUCGGUGAAAUCGCCCUCUUGAUGAACCGCCCUCGGGCCGCCACCGUGGUAGCCCGGGGCCCCUUGAAAUGCGUCAAGCUGGACAGGCCCCGGUUCGAGCGCGUCCUGGGUCCCUGCUCGGACAUCCUCAAGAGAAACAUCCAGCAGUACAACAGCUUCGUCUCACUGUCCGUCUGAAAACGCCGCUCCCCUGCUCCGUCCGGGCUUCGCCGACGCAGACUGCUUUCUUUUCUCCAUUCGCGGGGCCUCGUGGCCCCUGGCGUUACAGCUUCCUGUCUCUUUAUAAAUAUAUAUAUAUAUAUUACAUACAUACACGCACACAUACAUAUAUACACAAACACACACAUACAUAUAUGUGUAUGUAUAAAAAGUAGCUUUCAUUGCACCGUGUUUAAUUUGGAGCAUUAGUUGAAGCGCUCCAACCUCCAGUUUAGAAAGAGUUCAGUGGAGACUUGGCUGUUACUGCUUCUCUCUGUGCAGUGUUCACGUCACGACUCCGGCCUCGGGUGCCGUGUUUUGCGGGGGGGGGGGAGGGAAAACCCCUCUCCCCCACUCCAGACCCAAACGAAUCACCAUAGAGCGAGGAUGUAACAGCGGAAAAUAUUUUUUUAAUACGAUACGUGCUUUUCGAAUUACUGUCUGCAUAUUUUAGGCCGUGGUCAUAAUCUGCUGUAUUUCUUGAGCUAAACUAAACCAAGGGACUCACCGAGCUCCACGAAGGUAGACCGUUUUCUGGGUACCGCAAUCGGCGCAAUGGAGAGGGGCGUGGGCCUAAAUUCAGAGAGUAGCGGGGAGCGGGGAACAGGCCCACGUCCGUUAGUUUUAAUGUAGCUUCAAUGGUAGAGUUUAGCGUUCCGAGCUUUGAGGGAUUUUGGUCAGCACAGCUUAACCGAUUCUUACCCGCUCGGCCCCCGACCCGCGCUUCUCCUGUUGGGGCUCGACCCCCGUCCCCCCGCCCUCCAGACUGGGUCGAAAGAUCUUCGGUUCCAAAAAUCACCCCGAUAGUUCCUCCCCUUCCACCCAGCUCGUGCCAAAUGGUAAAGGGGAGCACCGCACUAUUUGAAUUUGAGGCGACCCACCUUCUAAUGGUCUUACCUUGCUGCUUUCCGCUUAAGGCGAAGCCCCCGGUUUUCUCCUCCGUUGGGUCGGGUCCGGGUUACUUAGGAGCGCUCUGAGCUUCCUUCCGCUCACGUGUCCUCCGUUCCCAGCAGGUGGGUUGGAACAGCAGUCCUGAAAGCAACACGGAGGGACUUAUGACUGAUAGAGGAAAUGCCGUUCUCUCCCGCUAGAUUCAAUUUCUCGUUUAUUUUCACGUGUCAGCUGGUGUUCUGGUGAAUGGGGUGGGUCUACUUUUUGGGUGUUCUUAAAAGCUGGUCAACCCCCCACCCAUCUUACCGAUAAUUCUGCCUGUUUACCCAUCUUAGCGUGAUGGUAAAAAUCAUUUUUUUUUUUAAAGUAAGACUUGUUGCUGAGUCCUAACUAUAUUUCAGUAUUUACCAUCUUUGGGUCACAAUAUAUCGUGGUCACACCAGUAAUGUCUGACAGUUUUGUUUUUCAAAGAAUUCCACAGUUCUGUAGUGAGGGCAACUUAAGGUUCAUUUGAUCCAUAAUUCAUCUAGAAUUGGGAAUGACGACAAGCAUUUUGGCUUUUGUGCGGCGUUUGGCUUUAAAAAUCCCCCCGCUCCUUCCUACCUUUUCCCAGGUCGAGUCGGGCAGGGUCGUCGUCUCGCGUUGCCGUCGCUUUCUACGCGGCCGAGAGAGAAAUGGAGGGCUCCGUCCUGCAGGGAGAAUCUUUAGUUCAUUUUGGUAUCGGACAAAACCAAGGCCGUGGGCAGAUAUUCUCGGUUUCUCACAAGACCGUAUCUAACGAGUGUCGUUCACUAGUUCUUUCCUUCGUAGGCAACUCCUUUUUUGCCAAGUUUUUGUUAUUAAUGUUUUGAUUAUCCAGAUCUUCUGUUCUUUUUGAAGCUUGAUUUGGUCUUGGUUGAAGCACCAACAGUAUAUCUAAACAGGUUAUUUAGAAGGCCACGAGAGGCACACUUUGAUAUAUAUAUAUCUGUAUCCAUACCUAUUUAGAUGACUAUAAAAAGACUUUAGUUUUGCUGCUGACUCAUCUCGCGGUUUUGGUCCCUUGUCGUUUUCACCUAAAAGAUUUUAAGGCAAGCCAGUUAUGUCUGAGUUAAAUAUUAAUCACCGUCGUAGCUCUAACUUUGCGUGCAACUUCAAUAGGUCGUAGAAGCCACUGUGGGCAGAGUUCACUUUGGCAAACAGCCAGGGCGCUGGCGGUCCUUUCGGCCCGGCCCAUUUAGGGAACUGGAGCCACCUCCCGCCCUAGACAGCUAGAGAUGGCCAGAGGACCAUUUUUGUAUCGUUACUCGACUUCCGGUCUGAUAUACUGUACGUGCUGAUCUAUCUUAUUCCUUUUGUUAUAGAUUGUCCUAAUGGCAGGUCAAGCAAUAAAAAUGAUUGAAAUUCUUAAAGGCAA
Molecule: messenger RNA, 3746 nt
Organism: Tachyglossus aculeatus (Australian echidna)
Lineage: Eukaryota; Metazoa; Chordata; Mammalia; Monotremata; Tachyglossidae
Gene: PRKAR1A
Product: protein kinase cAMP-dependent type I regulatory subunit alpha
Exons: 12
Coding region: 275-1438 (387 amino acids)
Biological process (GO): regulation of protein phosphorylation
Cellular component (GO): cAMP-dependent protein kinase complex
Molecular function (GO): cAMP-dependent protein kinase regulator activity
Source: RefSeq, a predicted model, not a curated record